Molecule: messenger RNA, 1092 nt
Organism: Ogataea polymorpha
Lineage: Eukaryota; Fungi; Ascomycota; Pichiomycetes; Pichiales; Pichiaceae
Exons: 2
Coding region: 1-1092 (363 amino acids)
Biological process (GO): mRNA splicing, via spliceosome
Cellular component (GO): nucleus
Molecular function (GO): RNA lariat debranching enzyme activity
Source: RefSeq, a predicted model, not a curated record
AUGCUCACCGUGGCCGUUGAAGGGUGCUGUCACGGGCAGCUAAACGCGAUUUAUAAAGCCCUACCAAAAGCAGUUGACCUUCUGAUAAUCUGUGGAGAUUUUCAGAGCGUGAGGAACCACGCAGACCUGGAAUGUCUUGCCGUUCCCCAGAAAUAUCGACAAAUGGGCGAUUUUCAAGACUACUACACUGGUCGUCGACACGCACCUGUGAUGACCAUUUUUGUAGGGGGUAACCACGAGGCUUCAAACUAUCUCUCGGAACUGCGCUAUGGCGGCUUUGUGGCCCCGAACAUAUAUUAUCUUGGGCGAUAUGGAGUCGUAUGGUACAAGGGCCUGAGAAUAGCAGGAAUAUCAGGGAUUUACAACGAGACAAAUUUUCUUAAACCGCGCAAAGAAUCCCUUCCUUACGACAGAUCUACCAUUAGAUCUGUGUAUCAUUAUAGAAAGACCGAGGUGACGGCGCUGCAGCUCUUGAGACCUUCAAACGAAACCAUCAUGGUGUCACACGACUGGCCUGAAGGAAUAUACGAGUACGGCAGAAAAGACCAGCUUUUGCGGUGCAAACCGUUUUUCAAAAGUGACAUGGAAAAACAUCAGCUGGGAUCGCCUCCUUUGAUGGGCCUCCUCCGCCAUUUGCGACCUAGCCACUGGUUUAGCGCACACAUGCACGUUAAAUUUGAGGCCACUACUGAUGACCUUCCAACAAGGUUUCUUGCGCUGGACAAAUGCCUACCGCGGCGCAAGUUCAUGGAGGUCUUCCGUUUGGCUCAGCAGGAUGUGCCGCCCAAACUUGAAGGAUUGGAUUUCUUCUACGACCCUGAAUACAUUAGCAUACUAAGAACCGUUGAACGCUACCGGAAAGACAUAGAGUCGGCUGGAUUGGAUCUCCCGGAGGAUUUAAUCAUCACACUGCAUAGGGAGUGUGAUCGCCAACGCAAACUGCUAGAGGAUCUUGAAAGUCACAAAUACCGUGAACUGCUGCAGAUUAAUAGCCAGUUUUCAGAGACCGCAGAUGCCUCUGCAAAAGAGGUGCAAGAAUAUACCAAUCCCCAGACUGUGCAAUUUAUUGAAAAAUUCCUUGCACAGCCAUAG